AUGGCAAUUCUUGUCUUAGAGCGAUGUUACAUGAUCAUGAACUUACUCUUUGUUCUAACUUUUGUUCUACUGCACUCGGCUCAUUGCUUUAACCCAAAAAGACUCAAUGUUUCGGCGGUAGCGGGGGAUUCCGAUUGGUCUCUGGCCGCAGCUACGUUCUAUGGCCUCCCCACCGGCUACGGAACCGACGAUGGAGCAUGUGGAUAUAAAAAUGCUGUGGCACAAGCCCCGUUUUUGUCCAUGGUAUCAGCCGGAGGUCUAUCGUUGUAUAAGUCGGGGAGAGGAUGUGGUGCAUGUUAUCAGAUAAAAUGCACUUCGAACCAGGCGUGUUCGACGAAUCCUGUUACGGUAGUGAUUACAGACGAAUGUGGACAAGGAUGCCUCACGGAGUCGGUUCAUUUCGAUUUGAGCGGUACAGCGUUUGGUGCGAUGGCCGUUCCCGGUCACGAUAGCCAGCUUCGAAAUGCAGGAGUUUUGCAGAUUCUUUAUAGAAAAGUUGAGUGCAACUAUAAUGGCGAAACGGUGGUGUUUCAAGUGGACGGAGGUUCUAACGCCUACUACUUCGCGGCUUUGGUUGAGUAUGUAAACGGAGACGGUGAAAUAGGCCAAGUUGAACUCAAACAAGCGUUAGAUUCUGACACAUGGCUUCCGAUGAGCCACUCAUGGGGUGCGGUGUGGAAGCUUGAAGUUACAUCACCUUUGCGAGCUCCACUGUCUCUUCGGUUGACUUAUCUAGACUCCGGCGAGACCGUUGUGGCUUCUGAUGUUAUACCGGCCGGUUGGCAGCCCGGUGCAAAGUAUAAAUCGAACGUAAACUUCCAAGUCUAGCUAGCUUAAGUUUAUCUUACUCAGGAGUCACGAGUCGAGUAAUAUCUAGUAGAAGUUA
Molecule: messenger RNA, 886 nt
Organism: Brassica oleracea var. oleracea
Lineage: Eukaryota; Viridiplantae; Streptophyta; Magnoliopsida; Brassicales; Brassicaceae
Product: putative expansin-B2
Exons: 4
Coding region: 1-828 (275 amino acids)
Biological process (GO): sexual reproduction
Cellular component (GO): extracellular region
Source: RefSeq, a predicted model, not a curated record